This is a messenger RNA of Ooceraea biroi (clonal raider ant), 3372 nucleotides long. It is a transcript of the gene rump, whose product is annotated as heterogeneous nuclear ribonucleoprotein rumpelstiltskin. Lineage: Eukaryota; Metazoa; Arthropoda; Insecta; Hymenoptera; Formicidae. The record is from RefSeq and is a predicted model, not a curated record. Gene Ontology annotation, cellular component: ribonucleoprotein complex; nucleus; cytoplasm. Gene Ontology annotation, molecular function: mRNA binding.
CGUGUUUCCGAUGACGGCCAUUUUAUACGACGCUCAUAUAUUGGAUGGGCUUGUAAUCGCUUACACAGCUUAUGACGAUUCAUUUGUAAGAUUGCGUUCGAAGCGUGGUGAACACCGGCGAGAAAUAUGAUAAAGGCAGAAGAUAAUCAGCCACAGAACAACGAUGAUAGGGACAGGAGCAGAGAGCGCGACCGUAAUCGAAGGUCAGAUAGGCCGAACCGCAUAAACUCUGCUAGCCGUGAUCGCAGCAGGGAGAGAAAUGAUCGCAGGAAAGCUUGUGACAGACGUAUUUAUGUAUCAAACAUUCCUUAUGACUUUCGUUGGCAAGAUCUCAAGGAUCUGUUCAGGACCGAAGUCGGCAAGGUAGCUCACGUGGAGCUCUUUACGGAUGAAAAUGAUAAGCCCAGAGGAUGUGGGAUUGUGGAGUUCGAGGACUCCGACUCGGUGAAGAUAGCUGUGGAGAAGAUGCAUCGCUACGAUAUCAAGGGAAGAAAGCUCGUUGUGAAGGAAGACUUUGAUGUGGAACGCGACAAGUAUGGCCGCUUAGCUACGGGCCGCAACAAUGAUAGAACCAGAGAUGAUAGAUUCAGAGAUCCUCCCAGGCCACAAGGAGGUGGGAGACAAAACAUGUCUGCACCCAGUGGUGCGGGUGGUGGCGGUGGCGGUGGCGGCGGCGGUGGCGGCGGUGGUGGUGGCGGUGGCGGCGGCGGUGGUGGUGGUGGAGGUGGUGGCGGUGACAGUAAGUUUGGAAAUACGUACGGUCUCAGCACACAAUUCCUGGAAUCUCUAGGUAUCAAUGGUCCUUUGGUCACGAGAGUAUUUGUUGCAAAUCUAGAUUACAAAGUCGAUGAGAAGAAGUUGCUUGAAGUCUUCAAACUGGCUGGAAAAGUAUUGCACGUUGAAUUGGGAAAGGACAAAGAUGGUAAAUCGAGAGGCUUCGGUGUCGUGGAAUACGACCAUCCGGUGGAAUCUGUGCAAGCUAUCUCAAUGCUUCACAAUCAGCAGCUGUUCGAUAGACGCAUGACUGUCAGACUCGACAGAGCUAAUGAGCCCGACAUGCCACCCAAAUUGCCGGAAGGCUUGAAGGGAAUCGGCAUGGGACUUGGAGCCGGUGGCAACAGAUUAAUGGAUGUGGCAAGAAACAUUCCUAAUGUACAGGCCAACAAUCCACCAAUGGUUAAUCCAAUCUCAGCGCCGGUUUUGGCAGCGGGUGCCUUCGGAGCCGGUUUAAACAACGUUGUACCUGCGCAAUUAGCAUCGGCAUUGUCGAACACGAAUGCUGCAGCUCUUCAGGCUAGUCUCGCGGGUGCCGGGUUGGGUGCUAAUCUUACGACUAGCUCGCUGCUGAACUCAUCACUGACGAACGAGUUAGCGUCCAACUUAAACAAUUUCGGUGGCGGUGUCGGUAGCCUGAGCGGUCUGCAAGCAUCCCUUGCCGGUGGACAGGGCAACAAUUCGUUUGCGCCACGUGGAUUGUCCAAGUUGGACAAUGACAUCGGGUUCGGUGGUAACAACGCCUUUGGCGGGUCCAACUUCGGCGGAGGUGGUAGAGACUUUGACAGCGGCAGUUUCAACAGAGGAGAUGGCGAUCGCAUUUCUGGCGGUGGCGGCGGUGGAUUCUCCGGGAAUCAAGGCCAAAGUGGAGGCGGCAAUCGUCAAAACUCCAACGGAUCGCGACCACUGUCAGAUACCAUUCUCAUAAGCAACCUACCUCCAAAUACCACAUGGCAAAUGCUGCGCGAUAAGUUCCAGGACGCCGGCGAAGUAAAAUUUGCGGAGAUGAGGGGUACUGACAUGGGUAUGGUACGAUUCGCAUCCGAAUGGGAUGCCGACCGUGCUGUGACUAUGAUGAAUCGAUCGCGCAUCGACGGCCGGACGAUUGACGUGCGUCUGUAUUAAGAGCCAAGAUGGGGGAGGAAGCCUCGAGGGACUCAAGCGUGAGGAAGCUGGGUAUUUCUGUGUCGUCUGCAGGAUUGUUCCGCUCCUGAUGACAAUACUCGAAAUUCAUCCUAGUUGCUAUGGCAGAAACUUAGAACAGUGAGUGAGAAGUGUCUGUCUUCGGAAGAUCAGCAAGUCGUGUUCGUAUGAUGGCUUCUACUCAACGUCGGUCGUGUCGGCCGCUGAUGAUCCACACGCGCCUUCUCUCUUUACCCUCUCAGCCUUUUUCGCUUCAACAUUGUUUACGCUACAGAUUAUCGCUCCUUUUUACAGUGGAAGUCUUUUACUAACUAUUCACUUCUUAAAGCGAGUCUUUUUUUCUAGCGAUCGUGACUAUAAGUUUAGUUGCUUAGGCUUAGGUUUCAUGAUGAUCUUUACCAUAAAUCGUACCGUAGGUUUCUUUUCAGUGUGUAGGUUUACAUUUAUUGUUGUACAAGCUAUUUACAGUAAUUAGCGAAUUCGUAGUCUGUAAGUCCUUACACUUCUUAGUUGUCAUGAUGAGGGUAUCAAUCGACUUUCCUCUAAAGUGACUGUUCUGGACUGUCGUUCGCAGACUGGCUCCAUCAUGAAAGGGUUAGAAAUUAACAUUUUUUCCGCGCACGAGAACGCACUUUUUAAUGCCACUCGCGGAAACUCGUCAUUGCUCGGACAGCGAAGAUUCCCGGCUUUAACAGCGUAUCGGUACGCUGUGUGUAGGUACAUUCGUUAUAAUCUUACUUUUAUGCAGAUCGUGGACUGUGUUGGAUUCUCGUUAUUGCUUGUGCUGCUCUAAUACGUAAUAAAAAGGCACGACAUGGUGUUUCAUAGGGGACAGAGCGUUUCGUCGCGAUGUUUCCUGCGAGAACAGGCCGUUUAUUACUGUUUAUUAUAUAUAUAUAUUUUUUUUUAUUUUUCGUCAUAUCACUUGCACACUUUGUCGUAUCGUAAGUUACAUUGUGAACAAUCUAGAUAAUGAAUCUAGAGCGUAGCGCAUGAGAAAUUCACCUACCAGUCGCCAGUUGUAGGAGGAUCCCUCUCGAUUCAAUCGCUUCGAGACUUCGACAAACAAACAUCGGACGACUUUAUACCCGAAACCUGGUUAAAUCGUGCUGCGUUUUUAUGCACCGUAGUAUGUUUACCAAAAAGUAAGAAACGAUCUUAUGGUGGCGUCAAACAUCGUUUUGCAACGUGAUCUGCCGUCCCUUACGUCUGCAGAACUGAACUCUGGACAAAAAUCCGAAUUGAUUGAGGAAGAAAGGGAUCAAGAAAGGGAACAAUUGUAACAAUUCGCAAUUGCGUUUCCGGGAUGUUAUUUUUUGGUAAACAUAUCUCCUUCUCAUCAUGUAGAUCUCGAGGAACAUUCUGCGCAUUGUAUAACACUCUUGUAUAACCACAUAAUCUCAUAACAGUGAUUGAAUAAAAUUCACAUCCGUUUUGAAUAUGAAAAAAAAUAUA